ACACACACAAACAGUGACACCUGUACACAGACAUGUACACACACACAGAGACAUGUACACACACACACACAGAAAUAUGUACACACACACACACACAGAGACACAUGUAUAUAUACACACAGACAGACACAUGUAUACACACACAGGCACGUAGACACGCAUACACACAGAUACAUGUACAUACACAGAAAUACACACGCACAAACACACAUACAUGUACAUACACGCAGACACACUAUAAAAAGUUGCAGUACUUCGUUGUUCACUCACAGAUCCGGGUACUGCACUCUAGGGGGAGGCAGAGAGCACAGCACACACUCCUUGCUUUGCUUUCACUGCGCUCAGCUAUUGAGCAAUCUGACGGCUCCCAGUGCCAAUGACAGAUCCGGCCUGAGCUCCGAGCCUGCUCAGCAAGAUGGCCCUGGGGGGGACACUCGUCCCCACCAUAAUUUCCACUCGCCAUUGGCAAGCAGGCGAGUGGAAAUUUCAAGGCCUGGUAUA
Molecule: messenger RNA, 501 nt
Organism: Staurois parvus
Lineage: Eukaryota; Metazoa; Chordata; Amphibia; Anura; Ranidae
Source: the annotation of a GenBank genome assembly